CAUUAUUUUUCUCCUUGCUCUUGCUCUUGCUGAGACCCUAGUACCUCAUCUCUAACCCAAAAUUAUGUGUCUUUGAGGCAGAAAUCUGCACCCAAGAAGAGGGGGAAUGGCAGAUCUGAUCUGGUAGGGGUACCUUUCUCUAAAGUUUCCAUUUUAAGUCAUACAGACUCAUAAUUUUCCUCCUCUCUCUUCUGUUCCCUUGGUUCCUGAGCCUCAGAGCUAUCUGGUGCCUCAGACUGUUCCCUGCUUUUAUCCCUCUUGCGCAGGUGCUUUCACUCCCUUUUCAGAAGGCAGGCAUCCUACCUCCAGUUGCUCCAUCCUUUGCUUUCCCUUGCUUUCCUCCAUCUAGCCAAACUGGUUUGAAUCAGCCACACCCCCUUCCGAGUUUCUGGGGCUCCUCAGAUGGUGGCUGGCCACCCAACCCCACCCCUGGGCUUGGCUUGGAGCCCUGAGUCAGCUCCCUCUCCACCCAAGCCAAAUCAAACCUGAGGCAGGAGCCGAAACUCUCAGUCCCUCGAGGCCUUAUUGCCAGGUAAGAGUCCCUGUAUGUUUUUGUAUUUUCUCUCCUCUCAAUUCCCUGGACCCUCUCCUUGAGUUUUCCCCAUGAUGGCGCUAUCUGUUUACCUCAUCUGAGUUCUUUCCUCAUGUCCAUUUUCCUGCAGAUUUGUGGCAUAUAUGGUUUUUUGUUAAUUUGCUUAUCUUGCCUCUUUUCUUUCCCCUCUCCUAUCCUUUGUUAUUUGUGGUCAGAGAACUGCAAAUGGUUUCAUUUUGUCUAAGGCAUAGGGAAAUGGUUGGAGGUGAAGGUUAGAAAGACGGUUUGAUGCCAAAGCUCCAAGGGCUUGAGAAAUAGGGAGCUGAGAAAUUACAAGGUCAGGCAUCAUUAUGCAGGUUUCUGUGGGUUAUGAAGUCAUUGGGACUCAAGGUGCUAAUCUGAUUGUGUUGUAUGAUCUGGGUUAAAAUAGGAGGUGGAAGAGAGUACAGCAAGAGAGGCCCUGAUUUAGGGAGGUGAGGUCUUUCUGAUGUUCAGUUUCCCCAGCUAUAUAGAGCUUAGAUGGGUAGUUUUCCCCUUCCUUUCCCCCAUCCCCAGAACUGUUUUCAUAUGCAAUGGCUGCCUUGUUUGAAGUGGGGUGUAGGGCCUAGGGUGCCUUUCUCUGAUCGCUCCAUACUCGAGGGCAGCCUCUAAGGAACUUUAAGGAAUUUUAGGGCCUUUUGAAGUACAGAUUAAAGUCACUCACUUGAGUAGUCACAGAUUCCUAUCAGGUUUUGAGAAACACUCUACUGCUUCUCAGUGUGCACUCGUCAUUUUGCUUUUCCCCUCUUGUCAAAACAGUAAGUAGUACAUGUAGACGAUGCUAUGUCCAUACCAACCUGCCUUCAGAGACUUGGAACUGGGAGUUCUCCUGUGGCUCUGUGGGUUAAGGAUCGGCAUUGUCACUGCAGCAGCUCGAGUCGCUCCAUCUAGCCAAACUGGGAACUUCCACGUGCAGGGAGCACUGCCAAAAAAAAGAAAGAAAAGAAAGACUCAGAACCUUAGGCUGAGGAGAAAGAAUUCCAGCCACACAUUUCCUCUCUUGGUCUGAGUCACUAGGGAAUUCCCCAGUAAGGCGGCAUUCCUGAGAGUUGGGCUAGACCACGGGGACAUGAUCAGAGAGAGGGAUAGAGUCUGAGCAAGACAGGCCAAGGGUUCAGUUGCUGGACUUACACGUGUCUCGACUAUCGCCCACAGGUGAUGGAGGACGAGGAGAAAGCAGUGGAGAUCUUGGUGACCAACACGGAAGCUGCUCAUUCUCCAUUCCCCAUUCGCUGCUGUUGGUUCCGUCUCCGCUGCUUGGCAGCUACUAGCGUUAUAUGUGGCUGCUCUUGCCUGGGAGUUGUGGCCCUUGUGUUUGCCAUCAAGGCAGAAGAGCGGCAUAAGACAGGCCGGUUGGAGGAGGCAGUGCACUGGGGGGCCCGGGCCCGGAGGUACAUCCUGGCCAGCUUUGCUGUCUGGCUUGCAGUCCUCGUUCUGGGCCCCCUGCUUCUAUGGCUGCUCUCCUACGUCAUCGCCCAGGCUGAGUGACCCUGGGUGGCCUCUGCUGAGAGUCAGCUGAGACCUCCUGGUUCCUGCAGUGCUAGGGUCUGGUGCCAGCAGUGGUACUUCCUGACUGGAAGGAUGGUGCUUCUCUCAAAGGUCUUUGGAAGAGCUCUUAAGUCCUUUACAAAUGGCAGCAGCUGAGACCGAUGAGGGGAGGUCAACCUGCUCUGUUCUUUCAGUGCCCACCGUCCCCUAUUCCCCCCAACCUACUCCUUUCCUAGAGGCCUCUAGGUGGUGUGGUUGAAGACCAGGCCUGAUUUUAUUAGUAUUUGUUUUAUAAUAAAAAUCUUUUUUAGUGGCAAAA
This is a messenger RNA of Sus scrofa (pig), 2378 nucleotides long. Lineage: Eukaryota; Metazoa; Chordata; Mammalia; Artiodactyla; Suidae. The record is from RefSeq and is a predicted model, not a curated record.